CAAACAAUUAUUGCAACUUUUAUAUUAAAACCAGCAUUACCCCAGCAAUAUUUUCCAUUAAUAUUAUGAAAAUAAAUAGUAAAAAAUUACCAAUUUGAAAGAGAAUUUUGCUCUGUAUCGGUUUAUCAUCAGCUGCGUUCUGUCAAAAAAUACAGAAAUUCGUUUUGGGGUUAAGCGCGCGUCCAUUUUUCUCGUAAAUAAAUUACAAAUUUUAUGCUAUUUGUUGUUUGUCAUGAAGUAUAUUUUUGUUCUAAAGAAUAAACAAGAUAUUUAAUUAUUCGCGUUCGUAAAAUGUAGUGUGCGUUCUGUUCAAAAUCUAAACAAGAACGUAGCAUCUUACCACCAUAUAUUUUCACAUAGGGUCAUUCAUUAAUAUAGGUUUUUAAACUGUGUCUCAAAGAUAAAUAUUACUAAGAACGCUUAUUGUCACUUAAAACGAUGAAAAGAAAGAAGCAACAAGAUAGUGAGCAACAUGAACAACCACUUAGAGCUAAGAAAAAGAAAAAUCACAAUGACAAUGUACCAGAAGUUCUUAACAUUUCCAAAAAGACAAGCAAGAAGAACUUGGUAAUCAAAGCAGAGAUCAAAGAGGAAAUUCCUGACAUUUCAGAACCCCUUAAAAGAAAGAGGGAUAAAUUAGUAAAAAGUGAUAUUAAUAUUAAUAGAAAUGGACAGUCAGUUGAUGAUAUACAAGAUGUAGAAAUGGAGUCUCAAUUACCAAAAAAGACCAAAAAGAAAGUUAGGAUAGAUGAGACGGAGAGCUUAAAAAUCAAGAAAGAAAUGGCCGAUACCGAGCCUCACUUUUCAACAAAAGAACUACCAGCUAAAAUUAUAAAAUCUAAAAUGAACAAAGCAUUAACAGAGGAUGUUAAAGUUUCACCAGUUACUGUACAAAGUCCGCAAGUUCAUAUGGGCAUAGCUUCAAAAGCUGUUCAUAACGGUAGUAAAGAGGAAGAAGAAUCUAGCACUACUGAAGAUUCAGAUUUAGAAGUGUACUAUAUAAAUAAAAAUGCAGAAAAGGAAGCUAAACAAAAAGAGAAAGAGUCAAUCCCCAAAAAACAUUCCAUUUUUAUGCCAAAAGAAGAUCAAGACCUUCUAGUUCAAAGAAUUCAGGAUUGCAUACCUGAAAAUGAUACUAAGAGCUACAAAUACCGUGUAACUCAAAUAGAAUGGGCAAAAGUAGCAUUUAAAAAUUACUCAGUAGAGGAUUGUCAGAAAGUAUGGGCUCAGUUGUUGAAGAAAGUUAGACAUUAUAGGCUCUUAAUUGAAAUAACGCAUGAUGUAAGGCAAGUUAUUGAAAAUAUUGAUUUAAAGGCACAAUCCAAACAUCCAAAGACAUCAACAAAAAAACAUCCAGAUAUGCCAAAAAGACCCUUAAGUUCUUACUUUCUAUUUUACAUUAGAAAAAAGGAUAAGAUUGCCAAAGAGCAUCCUGAAGCAGAUGUGACUGAGUUAAACAAAUAUAUUAGUGAAAAAUAUUACAGUCUCCCUUUAGAAAAGAAGCAAAAAUAUGAUGGACUAGCUGCCAAAAAUAGAGAGAAAUAUAAGAAAGAUAUGGAGGAGUUUUAUGUCAAACACCCAGAGUUCAGAAAAACAAUAAAGAAAGAACCCAAAAUCAAAAAGGAAAAACCACCAAACAAACCUGAAACUCCCUACAGAUUAUACAUGUUGGCUGAGUUAAAUAAAGAACCGAUUGAUGAACAAUAUAAGACAGAAUUUAAGGAACUGUGUAGGGAGAAAUGGAAACAAAUGCCAGAUGGAAAAAAACUGGUUUGGAUAAAUCUUGCUGAGGAACAUCUGUUGAAAUACAAUGAAGAAUUAAAAAGUUAUAUGGCAAGGUAUCCCGAAUAUAUUCCGAAACUCCCUACCAAACCUUUUCUGUCAAGGGAAGAACUGAAUCUCAAAGACAAGCUUGCUGGCAAACCUAAAAAACCACCAACCACAGCUUACAGUCUAUUUAUGAGCACAGUAAUGCAAAGUGAAGAAAUAGCAAAUAUCCCUAUUAAAGAAAGGAUGAACUAUUGUUCCGUCAAGUGGAAGCACAUGAAUGAUGAAGAAAAAGAUCAGUACAGAACUCAGCUGAUAGAUAUAAAUGUUCAGUACCAAGAGAAAUUUAAAGCCUACCUGGACUCAUUACCAGAAGAUAAGAGGCAAGCAGAAAUUCUUCUCAACGCUCCUAAGAAGAAGGUCCCUGAAAAAUCGAGUUCUUCUAAGAAAAAACACAGUACAAAAAAAUCAUCUGGACUCACAAAGAAAAAGAAAUCUCCACCCAAAAAGAAGGUAUUGGUUAAUCCAACACCCCCUCCAAGGUCUAUGUAUAAAUACUUUUUGGAAAAAUAUGAAGGGGAUAAUCCGAAAGAGGCAUGGAAAACAUUAGAUCCAAACGAAAAAGAAAAAUAUGAAAAGGAAUUGACUACUCUAAAAGACAAAUAUAUUAAAGAUUUUGAAGCUUACUUGAAAAGUUUGACUAAAGAAGAAUUAGCGGUGUUUUCUGCAAGCAGAAAACAACAAAGCAAUGAGGAGAGCAGUUCUGAAGAGAGUGAUUCAGAAUCAGAGGAUUCUUCUGAUGAAUCUUCAGAAAAUGAAGGAUCGGAUACAGAUGAGAACUAGGUUAAGACAUCAAUCUGUCUAAAUGUAUAAAAUAAUUACAACAUAUUUAUAUCUUCUAUCUGUAAAGGCAAAUAGUUUUUUUAGCAAAAAUCUACCUCCGAGAAGAGAGAAUUUGGUCUUUCUAAAAAAACUACUUUACAUCUCGAUGUUAAUUUGUAUAUUUGUCAUACAAAAUUUAAAAAUAAAUACCUCAAAAAUAUCUUUAGAGAUAAGUAUAUUCUUGGAGAAUGUUUGUUAAUAUUGGCUAUAAAUGUUUCUAUACAACUGAAAUAUGGUUGGUUCUGUUGAAACUUGUGUUAAUUAUGUUUUAAUAAUUUUUUACAAGACAUUGAAAGCUUCUACAAGGUGUGUCAUAAAGUUUUUUUCCUAUACGAUUUUUUUUGUUAAAAUUGUAUAAAACAAAGGAAAUUCAACAAGAGUAAUUAUUAAUACAAUAAGUUUUCUUUACAGUUCUGUAAAUAAUUGUAAAAAAAUGAAAAAUCAACUUUUGGAAUACCAAAAUUCAAUCUAAAAUAGUCUUUUAUCGUCUACAAGAGUAUCUCGAUUAUUUAGGAAGCCUAUAUACUACAAAAUCGGUAGCCUGAAAUGUAAUAUUUUUAUUUUUCACAAUUUUCUACACAGUAAAAUAAAAUUAUGGCGUCAGAAAUUAUUUUUAUUAUAUUGGACUAUGUCUUAUGUCAUUCAUAUGAAUAAACAAUCAAUUGAAAAAUAUAUACAGGGUGUCUCAAAAAUAAAUGCAAGUAUUUUAACAAGUAGUAUAGUUCGACCCCAGAAACACGCUCGUCAGUUUUUUUUUGGCGAAUAAAAAUUUUCGAAAAAUGACGAAUAAAAAUUUCGAACAUUUUCCAUUUUUCUCGACAUUCUCCGGAAAUUAUUGAAAAACUCUUGUGUGUCAUUGUUCAUUAACCACGGUUGUCAAAAUGUUAGCAUAAUUUUUUAAUUAAAUAUUAUAAGUUAAAUAUCUCGGCUAUUUUGAAUUUAUUUUAAAAAUAGUAAAUAGAAAAGAUGAUUCUUUCGGCCAGAUCUACCACCCCUUAAAAUAUUUGCACUCAUUUAUGAGACACCCUGUAUAUUUUUUUUAUUCUCAGUAAACUCAUUAAUAAGAAAUUUUAUCAUUUGUUGCCACACCGUGUAUAUAUUUAUAGACGUAGAAUGUAGCGGGUUGGUAAAGACAAUGACUUAAAGAUGUAGAGGAACAGUUUAUACCAUCUUCUAUAAAUAUAAAAUCCCAGAUCCGUUACAAACAAGCGCCAGAGCUUUUGGUUUCAGGUCCCAAUUUGAUAAUUGUUUGUAUAGCAUAUAAUUCAUCUAUUUUAGUUGAAAUCAAAAAGAAAUACUCUUUAUGCCAGUGUAGUUUUUACCACUCCUUUUUAACUUUAUAACUAUAAAUGUCUGAGUGUACAUUGAUGUCCAUCUGAUAGAUAAUUAUAAACCAGAAAUGUUGAUUCUCUUUCUAAUAAGUUGUUAGAUAAGACACUUUAAUAGAUACAUAUAUUUUUCAAAUUUCUUUUUUAUUCUAGAUGUAACGAAAAAUCAUUAUUGUAUGUCUCUCUCGUAUUUUUAAGAUUCCUUGUGCGUGUAAUAAAUCAGUGCUGAACUACAUUUUGAAAAUUAUGGUAGCUAAUAUGUUCUAUAAAUUUUCAAAAAGUUACAGAUCGUUUUUAAUUUGUAUAUAAUUACCAUAUGUGGUAGAUUUAUUAAAUAAGUUUCAGUUGCUUUAAUUUUACAGUUCUAACAUAGUCAAAUUAUCUUGGCAUAAUUCAUCUAGAUGUAUAUUA
Messenger RNA from Sitophilus oryzae (rice weevil), 4388 nucleotides. RefSeq names its product nucleolar transcription factor 1-like. The transcript has 10 exons. NCBI's taxonomy places the organism in Eukaryota, Metazoa, Arthropoda, Insecta, Coleoptera, Curculionidae. The record is from RefSeq and is a predicted model, not a curated record. The coding region runs from base 439 to 2610 and encodes 723 amino acids.